UCCUUUCGAAUAUCCUUCCGAGCUCAGCUGAACUUAUUCAGCUUCACUGAAUGCAAGGCUGAUAUCAGAACAUUGCUUUUUCUUCUGGGGACCAGAACAAGUUUCAUAUUUUGGGCACCUCUCUUCCAUAUUAAAUACUGAUUUUCAGGUACCCAGCUAUCACCGGUACCUCUAUGUGUACCAAAAGCUCCUGCUCUGAUAGCAGCUCUGACUGGAUGAACUGACAAAUAGCUGAGGUUAUAGGUGGGAAGCAGAAAUAUGAAAUUAGAAUUAGGAAGGUGGCAGUUCAAUUUAGUUUUGGGGCCUUGAUGGAAACAAUUUGAAGGUCCAGAGCUUCAGUUAAGCGUUGUAAGGAUAAGCACCUAGAAGAAGCUUUCCAGCAUUUGGGUUCUACACAGAAUGUAUUGAGCACUCUCUCAGACGCCGAUCUCUGCCCACUGAUUAAAUGUGUUGUCGCCUGUCAGUCUGGAACAUGCAACAGCACCAGCUCAUUCCAAAAGCUGGAGAAGAUGAUAGCAAAGCUGUCAGAGGUCAGGCCAGACCUGGUGUCACAGCAGGUGGAAUCAUUGUUGAGCCAAUUAUUCCAAAGCAAAGACACCGGGGAUGAGAAGUAUCAGGUGUUACAUAUUGGUGACUUGCAGACAGUAUGUAUGUACCUUGAGGGGAGCUAUGUGGGCCGGAAGUACUUCAAGCAGCAUCUCCACCUAUUGCUGUCCAAAGUAUUUGCAACAUUUUCCUUAUUGCUGCAAAAUCAGGCAAAGCAGAGAGAGGACCCUUGUUAUCUGGCAGUGAAGGUGUGCCUUCAGAUUUUUAGGGUGCUUGGAGAAGACAUUGCUCCUUUGGUCUGGACCCCUGCUUGUAGUGGCAGCCCGUUGCAGAAUAUUUUGACUUCUCUGCUAAAAGUUGUUACAAAUCAGAACAUGUGUCCGGACACAAGGCUUUUGGCUGGCACAGCAGUGGCCUCACUGGCAAUCACAGGUCCUGAUGCAAGGUCAGGGGCCCAUGCUUGUUUGACCCUGAUGCAGCAGUUAAGAGAGGAAUCCUCUGGACUGAUCAGAUUUGGGGAGCUGCAGUUUUCGAUCACUAGACCUCUUUCAGAUGAACUAAGUUUAAUUGUGGUGGUUCGUGGACUAUUAACCUGUGCCAGUGCAGACCUUCUCACUAGUGAGCUGCCAGCCUUUAGCCAGAACAAGAUAGUGUUGGAGCUGCUCCUACCUUUUGUGGCCUCUGCAUGUGAGGGCAAUAAAGAACAUUAUUAUAGUUUCCAAGUGCUCUCCUUAUGGUUGCAGCGAUUGCGUGAGCUAACUGGUCACAUGCUAAAAGUCCGGGAAGUGUGCCCUCUAGUAACUGAGCAAGAGACCCUUUGUCUUGUGACCAGACUUCUCUGGAGUGGAGCAGAGUUGCAAGUGGAUGGCAUGUCUGACUUGGUUCUCAGCUGCUUUCAGCACUUUCUCCACAUUUACGGCACAGAGUGUCAACUCUUGGGAUUACCAGUGGGACCAAUGUUUCACAAAAUGCUAAAAAAAAUCACAAAGAUUCCGUGGCAGUGUCGGUCGAGGUACAUACCACUUUGUGCUCUACUGCCUUUCAUUGGACCCAAGGAGGUUCUGGAGUUUUACCCUGAUCUACCAAGUGACUUGUUCCACUGCCUCUGCAUAAAUUAUUUGUGCCCGCCAGCAUCUGAGACUUUUCGCAUCUUUAUUGGCCUGCAGCAUGCAGAGUGGUCCCGUAAUGGCCGGCAGAAUGAGAAAGAAAUGGCAAGCCUCUGGGCAAUGAAUUGGCUUUCUCCAUUAUAUCAUGCUCUAACAUCUAGAAAAAGUUCUCUUCAGACUAACUGUUCUACUUAUUUUCUUCCUUGCACUCUUCGUUUUUUCCCAGGGGCAUGUGCUUUGCUAGCCGAUCGGCUUCAAGGUUCAGACCCUGCUGAGAUGAGGGGUUGGGUCAGCCUUUUGCAGUCACAGAAGAUUGUCUUGGGUAGAGUCAGUGAGGAAAUAAAUGAGAAGUUGCAACUGUGUCUAGAGUCUGCGGAUGAUAGUGUACGAUUGUGUGCUUUUAACUUCUUAUGCUGCAGUCCACGUAGCAGUCAGCCUCCAGCCUUACAUGAACUGAAGAUGCUAAAGAAAUAUCUGCCCUUUAAUCUGGGAUGUGACAGUCCUGGGUUCCGUCAGCAGCUACAGGCUGUGCUGAAAAAGGCAACUGAUCGAUUACGAGAUGCAGCUCUUGCUGCUCUACGCAAGAAGAGGACCAAAGCGGAUGAGGUUUCCCAGGUGAUUGAUUUCUUAGAGUGGUUGCUUCAAUUGAGCAUCUCAUCGCUGUCACCUGCUGGAAAUUAUCAGCGUCGUUGCAGUGGGUUGCUCCUUUUGUCUGUUCUGCUUGAGAGCUGCACUGACUCCUGGACUCCACAAAGGAAGAAAGGACAGCCUCCAUCUGAUAUGCCUGUUCUACUAAACUAUGCAAAACAGAAAGGAUGCUGGGAUUUCUUUUCACCACAUAAUAUGCAAGCACUGCUGGGUUGUAUGCAGGACAGCACAAAUGAGAUACGGGAACUGGCAUCUGAUUUGCUAGUACGUUUUUUCCCAGCAGCCCCAGAACCCCUAACUCUUGCCAUGUUUGAUUUGGGCCAAGAAUUUAUCUGCAGUCCUAGGGUUUUUGUGGCAGAAUCUGGAGCCCUGCUGUUAAAGACUGUUAUGCAGAGGCUGGAUGGAGGGCUGCCGUUUCCUGCAGAUGAACCUUUCACCACAAUGAGCUUUGUAACUUACCUUACAAAGAAACUGACGGAUCAUUAUCACUGGGCACAAAAAAACAUGCUCCAUGCAGCAACUUGUAAGCCCCUUCAUGGGGUGCUUUCUGCUCUGCGACUAUGUUUGUUGGAUGUCCCUUCUGUCAAUAAGUCCCUCUCAAAUACUGACCUUGCUCAGGGAUGGCACUGCCUUUUUGAAGACCUUGUGAGUUCCUUGAAAGACAUAACAUCCUUUAUCCUUUCUGUGCUUUAUGGUGCGCAAGGGGAAGAGGGUUCAGCGCCGGCAGCUCCUUCUUUUGCAGAUAUGGGAAAAGCAGUGAGUGCAUUGAUUGCCCAGGGCCAAGGCCUUGAUGAGGUGCAUGGGAAUGUCUUUCUGUCGGAGGAGCACAGCCUUAUCAUGACCUGUUGCUGGGUCUCCCUGAAGGAGAUUGGACUUUUGUUGGGGCCUUUAGUAGAAAAGUUGGUAUGUGGCCACACAGCUCUCCUCUCUACAUCAGCCGUGCAGAAGUCUGUUGCUGCAUAUCAAGAUAUAUGUCUCAGGUGUCGUCACUGGGGAGCAGUGGAUGGCUGCAGUACAGGAUUCAUCAGACUUUGUUCUGCUCUGCUUAAUCAUGAAGAUCCAACGCUAAGGGCUAUACCUAAAGACAUGAUAGAACAGGCCCUGGCACGAUGUCGGUCACAGAACUCUCUCUCAGUCACUCGCAGGGCUGCAGGUUUCCCAGUCCUCCUUCAGUGCAUUUUGUGCGCAGAGGGAACACUUCACCCUUUACUGACAUACAGUGUUGAGAGCUUGCUAGAGCUAGCCCAGGAGCCGCUUCCUUCCCACUGGGACCAGACUCGAGAUCUGCCGCAGGUUUCAGCUGUACAUGCCCUGCAGACUCUGAUCCGCUCUGCAGGCCUACGUUCAUCUCUGCUCGUCUAUGCUGUUCCCUUGAUGUCCCUUGCACUCUGCUAUCUCCGCUCUCCCUGCUGGGCCAUGCGUAACGCAGCCUUGCAACUUUUCAGUGUGCUUACAAAUGGAAUACUGGGACUAUCUCGCAGUGAUGCAAACAGCUCUGUGCAGAGUACUUUAUCUUUGGGGACUUUGUUGAGGAAGUUUCCAGGAAUGCAGGGAGUGCUUCUGCAAGAGUUGUGCAGUGCCCAGCAUGCAGAUAAAAUGCUGCACCCCAGUGUUCAUCCGCCUCUUGCCCUGUUAGCCAAGUUACAAGCUGGAGGAGACAAUGAUGGCAGCUGUUUUUUGGAACCCCUGUUGAAGCUAGCAGGAAACCCUAUCUAUGCAGUGCGUGUCAUGGCUGCCCGUGCUCUUGUGCCCGUUGUCCAGGUGAUGAAUUACCAUACCCUGUUACUCCAGCUGAUUGGCAAACUUCCUCAGGACAAUGAAAGUGUGUCCCACAAUUAUCUGCAUGGGAAUUUGCUGCAGAUUCAUGCUCUGCUUGUACCAGCCCUGAAUGAAAGAUGCCUGACAGAGGAUGUGCUAGAGAUGGUGCAGCAGAAGCUGCUUGCAGUGCUAUGGUUGCUGUCUCCAGCCCAGAAGUGCCCGCUGGUGCGAGCUGCUUUCCUAGACAUUCUCUCUGUGUUGGUGCCAAGUUGCGGAAAGGAAUUUGCAAGGCUUGUGCGGAAGGCUAUUUUGAAUACACUAAAGGCAAAGAUGCAAAGCAUAGAGGUGGGCUCAGCAGUUUUUCAUGAUGCAUGUGUUGCUUAUCUGUGCAAUGAAGCCGCUUCCUCUUCAGAUGCAACUCUGUACCCCUAUGUGAGCUCUGCUUUGAGAGCUGAUGAGCCAGCUGCUCUGAAAUGGGUGAAUGAAAACCAGGAGCGUGAUCUGCCUUUAAAUCUAGCCAGCAUUGUAAGAGACACAUUACAGGAAAUGUUGUGCUCUAGGUUGCUCUCUGAAGGUCCAAGUGCUGCUCUUGUGACGUAUUUAGAGAGCUUUGUUUAUAUCCACACCAAGUGCAGCCAGCUUGCAGAUAUCUCUCCUUCUGAAACUGCUGAUAUGCAGUGCAUCCAUGUCUUGUUAUCCCUUCUGGAGUCGGACAAAGUCACCCCACAACUCAGGAGCUGUGCGCUGAGCACUGUUGGCUUGCUGCUAAAACACUGGUCAGUGAAAGACGUUUCCCUGGUUUCCACCUGGCUAUUGGCUAUCUUCUGCUGUGCUAAGCUGUCCUGUGAAAAGCUACGACUAGCAGCAGCACAAGCCCUGGAGCUGGCAGGAACACAGCUAGUAAGAUUCACACUGAAAGAAACAGAAGCAGGGAUUACAAAUUUGGCUGUAAGGGCUAUAGCUUGUGGGGUGGACCUGCUGCAGGAUGAGGACAGAGGCGUGAGAGAAGCAGCUGCCAGAUUUGCUGUGUAUGUGUUGGCUCAGCCAGCCAAUAGAACCAUGCAGAGUGACCGGGCCCUGCUACAUCUUUUAAAUCUGCUGAGGGAACAUUUUGUGGACUGUGAAGAAACCUUUAUUUCUCUUAUGUUGCGCUUACCUCCAUUUGAUGUUGAUGCUGCACUCUCUUCUCUUUUGGAAAGGUCAGUGAGUCUGUAUGAAGAGGAUCAACCCAACGUGUUUGCGGACUCCAGGUUUCUCACCUCGAUACUACUCCCACAACUCUCUUCUAUAAUAAACUCUGCAUCCUUAUUAAGCUCUGCUGUACUGCAGUGGGUAACAAGCACUUUAGCUCCUCUGAGACAACAGAUUCAGAGAUGUCUUCAUUGGUGCACAGAACAGGGCCCAUUCUCUAAACUCUGGCUAAAGGCUUCUGGAUGCCCACAUGUAAAUAUUGCUGUUCUGGGGUUGCUGGUUCGAGGCAAGCUGGUUUUAAAGGCCCUGCAGACAUUAAGCGAGAAUGAAGUGCUUGUCGCACACCUUGACAUCUCUCCAUCUUGUCUAAAAGAUGAGCUGUCUGAGCUGCAGGCACAGCUCACACUGCAUGGAAUUGGACUCCCCCUCAUGGAGACGACAGAAUAAUACCCCUGUAGGUUUCCGGUGUGGCCGGUGUAGUUGCAGUGCAACAUGGAAAUCCCACUAACAGGAUAUGUAACUGGCCAUUUUAUAUCCCAUUCUGUGCCACAGUUCCUUCUCCUCUGUUCUUUUCUGUUUAAUCAGCUCUGCAGGGCAGGCAGUUGUAGCAUGGAAAGGGUGAGUUGUUUUAUGGCCAUUAAUCAUGUUCUUUAUUUACCAUGGAUCACAGCUGCCUUUGUUGAAUAGCAGUGGGUGGAUAUGAGGACACAUGAUGAAAUCUCAGUUUUAGCAUAAAGACAGAUUCUUUUAAUCAGCACCACAUUUAUAUUUUCCACUAAAUAAAUGACAUGCAGCUGAAAAAUAGGCUAAAUAUAAAAGUGUUUGGACCUCUCAGAAUUUAUAAAUAUUCAAAGCAACUGUUACCAGAACAAGGACUCGUUUAUGAAAUAAAGUCAGUGAAUGUUUUAA
This is a messenger RNA of Xenopus laevis (African clawed frog), 6158 nucleotides long. Its product is annotated as thyroid adenoma-associated protein homolog. The record is from RefSeq and is a predicted model, not a curated record. The coding region runs from base 510 to 5696 and encodes 1728 amino acids. Lineage: Eukaryota; Metazoa; Chordata; Amphibia; Anura; Pipidae. The transcript is spliced from 31 exons.